Messenger RNA from Folsomia candida, 4244 nucleotides. Its product is annotated as transient receptor potential channel pyrexia. The transcript is spliced from 14 exons. The coding region runs from base 849 to 3947 and encodes 1032 amino acids. Gene Ontology annotation, molecular function: monoatomic ion channel activity; protein binding. Gene Ontology annotation, cellular component: membrane. Lineage: Eukaryota; Metazoa; Arthropoda; Collembola; Entomobryomorpha; Isotomidae. The record is from RefSeq and is a predicted model, not a curated record. Gene Ontology annotation, biological process: monoatomic ion transport; transmembrane transport.
AGUCAUUUCAGACAUUCCCACAUCUGAUAAAAAUUACGUAAAUACAUAAAAGUCAAGAAGAAUGCUGCCCCUUUUGUACAAGUUCUUAACCAAAAUAUGACGAUAAAAAACAAUUUAAUUGUGUACCCAACCGUUAACUUAACCAAUUUAGAGAGACAUUUUAUUUUACGACAUUUUCAGUUUUUUUUCCUUCCAUUUAACAUUGUCUGGUCACGGAACGUCGUUGCAUUCACCGCACGGAGAAAGCAUGACGAUUGCAUGUGUCACUUUUAAUUGAAUUUUUAUGCCAUAAUACUCCCAUCAAAAGUGAAUGUUGUGAAUCCAGGUUGAUUACUUGCACCUGUGUCGUGUGAGUUUUAAAUGACUCCACAAAUGCUGCUAUCACUUUGGUUGGGGGUGCACGUUUCAGGAGAAAGCAGAGACAGAGGGGCACUCUUACUCACCCAGUCUUUUAGCAGAUAUCGGUCUGUGUGUGUAUGCAUUUCUUUAUUACUCUUUGUUGUUCGUGGUGUGUAUUUAAUUUCUGGGAUGGCAAAAAUCUUCCCACUACGUGUAAAGUGAUUGCAUGAUUUUCUCCCCAAAAAUUGUGGAAGGAAUUUAUCCUUAGUUUAGUAGCGCAUGUGAGAAGUGUUUUGCACUUUAUGGGAGAAAGUACAUAAGCAGUCAACGUGGUGGUCGUGGUCGUGGUGGGUUGUAACCGUUGAGAAUGGUGUCAGUUGUUGGUGGAGCUUCUGCCUGCCACCAAUGUGACCACUUUGCUUGUCCUGCUGCAAAAUAAGCGAGACCAAUUCGGUCUUUCGUACGUCAUACAUAUCUCUUUCUCUCCCUCCAUUUGCGUAUGUAUAGUUAUGUCUUGGCAGAAAAAGAGUACAACAACCCCGUCAUCGAAUCAACCGCACGGCGAAACAAAUAUUAACCAUUCAUCAUCCAUUUCAUACGAGUCACCAAAAACGACAAACCCUAAAAAGACAAGUUUGACGAUAGAUAUUGACGAAGAACUUGCCCGCUUAGAAUUAGAUGAGUUUGUCCAUUCGUUGGAACCUCCUGCCCCCACGGAGACGAGUAGCAGUGGUGGUGGUGCUGUAGGUGGUGGUCAUAAAGGACACAAAUCUGAGGAUGACGUGCUGCCAGUCCACCAUCAGUCGGAUUCGAGACGUCACCGUGACCAUGAGAGCGAAAUGGAAAACAGUAAGCUUCCCACAACAGUGAAUGGUUCCGUCGUCCAGCAAUCUGGUGGUCCUCCCCCGGCGCAGACUGCUGGUGGUGGUGGGGGUGGGAGGCGUGAGGGCAAAAAGGUCCCGACCGAUCUCACAAUUCCAGGAUCUGUAGUCGACACGCCCGCACUGCGAUCCGAACUUCUCGUCGCCGUGGAACAGAACAAAGUAGAAAAAGUGAGACGCAUUCUUAAAGCAGGCGUGGAUACGAAUGCCAUUUGCGACGAUAAAGGUAGAUGGCCCCUGCACAUUGCGACAUUGCUCGGCUUCACGGAAGUCAGUAAACUACUUUUGGAGCAUGGGGCACAAAAAGAUCAACCCGACACGGCCCUAGAACGCACCCCACUUUUGUACGCGGCUGCCACGUCUUCUGAAAUAGUACAAUUAUUACUCAAUUACAAGGUUGAUAUCCACGCCGUGAAUAAAUUUGGAGCGACAUGUCUCCACUAUGCGGCUGGGUCAGGCCAAUCGGAAUGUUGCAGAAUUUUAGCUUCCGUAGGAUGUAACGUGAAUGCCAGAGACAAGCAAAAAAUGACGCCCUUGCACAUGGCGGCCCGAGUCGAUGAUAUCUGGAGUAUUGAGGUGCUCCUCGAAUUCGGAGCAGAUAUCCAUGCAAAAGACAGCGUUGGCAAAACAGCCCUUCACCACGCCGCUGAAACAUCUGAGGGGAUGAUUUCUGACCACAAAAAAAUGGGAGCCACCUUCCGACGCCUCGUCGCCGCGGGUAUUUCCGUCAACGCGAUGGACAACGAUGGGAAGAUUGCCCUCUACUACGCCAUCCAGACCGGAUCCCCCGAAGCGUGCACAAUCCUCCGAGAACUUGGAGCCGAAAUGAUCGACGGGGUCUCGAUGUUGGUCAUGGGUCGCAAAUUCCCCAGCCUGAUUCGACCCUUUCUAGACAAAUGCAUCUCCUCCAAUAUUGACACGUGUGACCCAGAGUCAAAACAUUUCUACAUCCAGUUCGACUACACCUGCCUCACAUUUUACCCCAAAGACAUCUCGGACGACAAAUUACAAACGAUGCAACAUCGUGAAGAGACCGAGUCCAUUUUACAGGAAAUGGGCGUCCUCUAUUCCUUGACGUGGUGCAAGGACAGCAGCAUUUUGAGCCAUCCGGUCUGCGAAAGCCUCCUUCGCCUCAAGUGGAAGAAGGUCAAGUGGUAUUUGUACCUGGAUAUGUUGCUUUUCGCCGUCUUCCUCGCCUUCCUCACGGCCGUUAUCUUCAUGGAGUAUGAAUCGGACAGCUCUGCGGCCGAGUUGGCGGCAGCAAACUUGACCGAAACGACGGGUUCGGGUGGUGUUGAUGGGGACGGGAUAUCGGAAGAUGCUCGAGCCCAUAUUCACAAUCGAUCGAAUUACUAUUGCAUGGACACGACGAGGAAUAUCGUCGUGUGGGUGAUUCUUUGGAUUUUAACGGCAUGCCUGGGAAUUCGGGAGAUGAUUCAGCUACUUCAGGCCCCGCUGCACUAUGUCGUUCAGGUGGAAAAUUUAUUGGAGCUUGUUCUCGUAUUCUCCGUCGCAAUGUUGAGCCUGGCAGAGUGUGGGGUUCAAAGCUUUGUAAAUACUCGCGAUCAUUUCGCUGCCGUUUGUUUAAUUGUGGGUUGGACGAUUCAGGUCACAUUGUACGGCAAAAUUCCAGUCUUUGGCGUCUACAUUCGGAUGUUUGCAGCAGUGGCAGUCAAUAUUCUCAAGUGCAUGUUCACUUAUUUGGGGCUCCUUUUCGCCUUCAGCCUCACACUUCAUUUCCUUUUCCGUUCCCAAAAAGAGUUUGACAGCGUCGGCUUCACCUUCCUCAAGACAUUCGCCAUGAUGAUUGGGGAGAUCGAGCUGGUGCGGACGUUCAUCGAGAAUGACGGGACAUACAUCGUUCCAGUCACGAGUCACUUGAUGUUCGCCUUGUUUAUCAUUUUUAUCUCCGUUAUUCUAAUGUGCCUCCUCAUCGCGUUGGCCGUUUCGGACAUUGCCAGCAUGCAGAGGGAGGGGGAACAUAUGCAGUUAGUGCAACAAGUCAAGGUCGCAAGUCAGUUGGAAGACGCACUACAACACAGAGCCCUUUUAUACCCCCAGUUCGGGAUGAGGGAAAUAAAAUCCCUUCAUCAGAGGAAGGGGGUGAUUUUUCCUAAUUUGAAAGAUCACGGGAAACUUGGGAAGGACGCUUUGGAAAUCGUGAUCACACAGCACACUCGAAAAAUGGAUGCUUCAAAUACAAAUGUCAUAUCGCAGCAAAUACAUCCCUCAUCCUCAGAGGAAAAUGAAACAAUUAACAAAUUAAUUAACCAAAAUACCCGCAGCACGACGGAGUUGACGGAUGAUUUAUUGCAAAAGCUCAAAACACGGAUGGAUUUAUACACGUUGGAAGUAGAGCGAAGAAAUGACAAAUUAGUCCAGGAUGUCCGUAUCCAUAACGAGCAUGGAAAUAGUGUCCUAGCCAAUGAGAUUCUUGUCCUCAAGAGUCAACUGGACCACGUGACGGCCUCCCUUCGAGAGAUAGGUUCCCUCGUCAAGAACAUUGCGGAACGAUCGUCCCCGGAAGGAUCGGCCUCACCGGUGGAGGAAGAAUCACGACGAGACGGUCGUCACCACCACCACAAACCCUCCACCACCGGCACCAGUCCCACCAGCCCGGACGUUGACGUCGAGGGGACUGACGCGACGUCUUCAGAGUCCACGCCGGAACGAUCAACCACCUCCAACACCCAUGCUCAGCAGCAGAACCCCACCAACAAUCCCUAGCGACACGAAUAAAAUUAUCUAUUUAGAAAUAUAUCAAAAACACAAAAAGUUGCAAAGCAUAGUGCAAAAUUGUUUGCAUAAUUCCGUGCAAAAUCAUCUCCUCAAGUAUGAAUGUAUGGUUUAAUAAGGAGGUGAAAUAUGUAUAUUUAUCUGCUGUGCAGUCGUAAUACUAAUAUAUUUUUCAGUUUUACAUGGCAUUUUAGGCUAUAAUCUCAUGAUUCAUCUCAUCAUCAUGAUUUAAAAAACAAAAUCUUUUGUCAAAAAAUUAUAUGUCUUAAAGGUUUAUGAAGAAAAUAA